Adineta ricciae is the source of this 1710-nucleotide messenger RNA. The record is from the annotation of a GenBank genome assembly. Lineage: Eukaryota; Metazoa; Rotifera; Eurotatoria; Adinetida; Adinetidae.
AUGUCUCUUCAAGACAAACCAAUUGAUGAUAAACCAUCGAACGAGAGACGAGAACCACCAAGAAUAAGAAUCAAUCGUGAACAAAUCGCUCUUAUUCUACUUCAUCGUCAAAUUAAUCCGUCGCAAUCUAUUGCUGAUGACAAUGAUAUUCGUCCAAUCGAGAAGAUUUUACGUCAAUUAACUGAUAAUUUACAUUUAUUUUCCAACAACAAUGACUGCCUUUCCUACGCUGAAAAGGCCAAAGAUCAAACAAUAUUUAUAAUCAUCGAUAGCUCGUAUGCAUCAGCGGAUUUCUUGGGAAAACUUCACACCAUGCAGCAAAUAAAUUCAAUUUCUAUUUUCUGUCAAACCAAGGAUACGCCCCUUCCGGUCUUGUCUGCCACAGACUAUUGUAAAAUAGUAAAUGUGUCCGAUGAACAAGAUAAUUUAACCUCGAGUGUUGAACACAUCACUGAUUAUAUUGAUAAUCAAUCAACCAUAUUUACUGUAUGCGACCAAGACAAGCAGAUGUCGACUCGUGAUGUCGACCAAGAAUCGGGAAUGUUUAUUUUCUUUCAACUAGUGAAAAAGGUUAUUAAAAAAAUGCUACCAAACGAAGAUGCCGUACGCAAGAGUAAGGAAGAAAUGAUUAACAAAUGUCGUCUUGAUUGCAAAGAUAGCACAAAGGAUCUUGAGAAUAUCAUCAGAUUUGAAAAUGAAUAUACUGCCGAUCAAGCGAUUCAAUGGUAUACGAAAGACUGCUUUAUUUACAAGCUUAUCAACAAAGCUUUACGAACCGAAGACAUUGAACCCUUGUAUACGUACCGUUUUUAUAUAAAUGAUCUUAGUGCAUGCUUAGUCGAGCGUUGUAAACUUCUACGAGAAAAGACGGCAAAAAUUACGGUUUAUCGCGGCGCAAAGAUAUUCAAAGCUGAAAUCGAUCGACUCGAGCAGAAUAAAGGACAUUUAAUUUCGACGAAGGGAUAUUUUUCAACGAGCUGGAAAAGAGCAGUAGCGGAAAUUUUUGCAGGCGUUGAAGGAAAUAAUCGAUCCCAUUCCGAUCAAUAUCAGUCCAUUCUAUUUGAAAUCAGCGUGGAUUUAGAGAAAUAUCCUGAAAUCGUCCUUGCGGAUAUCCAGAAUAUUAGUUUACACAAAGAUGAAGAAGAAGUACUCUUUGAUCUGGAUACGGUAUUCAAACUUGAAUCCAUUACAUAUAACGAUACUUUAUCGUAUUGGACAUGUUUGAUGUCGGCAAGUAACGAAGGUCGUAUUAUUGUCAGACAAUAUCUUGAUUUUAAAGAAAAAGAACUAGACAAUUCGGAUGACAAUGAAGUUGCAUUCGGCAAUCUUUUGUUUGACAUGGGCCAGUGGUCUAAAUCCCGAACAUAUUUCGAGAAUCUUGCNCGUAUUUUUGUACAAAAUAGUAAUCAGCGAGACGUCGCCAAAUGUCAAUAUCUCAUCGGAUUGAGCCAUCUGUCACUUAAUGAUAUCGAACAGGCAACCACUGCAUUGGAACAAGCACUGCAUAUGCGAACAAACGCUUUGCAUCCUGAUCAUCCUGAUUUAGCUUUCAGUCAUCGGUCCAUGGGCGAUUUAUACAUGUGUAAGAAGAAUGAAGUCAAAGCUAUCGAACACUUCAAGUUGGCGCUGGCAAUUUGGGAGAAACGUCUGCCUUCCGAUCACGAUCAGUUAGUAGAUCUGAAAGAUAUAUUGGCACACUUUAAACCAUAA